Messenger RNA from Camarhynchus parvulus, 6131 nucleotides. RefSeq names its product cannabinoid receptor 1 (gene CNR1). The record is from RefSeq and is a predicted model, not a curated record. The transcript is spliced from 4 exons. Gene Ontology annotation, molecular function: cannabinoid receptor activity. Gene Ontology annotation, cellular component: membrane. NCBI's taxonomy places the organism in Eukaryota, Metazoa, Chordata, Aves, Passeriformes, Thraupidae. Bases 809 to 2446 code for a protein of 545 amino acids. Gene Ontology annotation, biological process: G protein-coupled receptor signaling pathway.
ACGGCGGAACGGGCGGAGGGGAGGCGGCUGCCUGCGGAGCAUCCCUCCCCGCGAUCCGCCGCUGCGUCCCGCGGCGAUCGCGACCCACGCUGCGGCGGGGCCGGGGACCGCGCGGGUUCUCGCCUGUGCCCCGGGCACGGCCCCGCGCCGCCGCCUCGGGCGGCUGGGAGGAGUUGGAGGUAGCCCGGGGGCCGCCCGGGACAAGCCGGUGGUCCCGGGAGCGCAGUUUGUCUUCGCGAGCCCGGCCGGAGGAGGGGGACCCGGCGGCCGAGGGGAGCCCGGCAGCGGGCGGGGGUGCGGGCGGCUGGUGGCGUUAUGCUUAACACGCGUCUAUUCUUCUGUGCGCGGAGCCGGUAGCCUCCCGGGCUCCCACAGGACCUUAUCUGACACCGGAGGUUUUUCCUCUUGUCCUGACCCACUGGUGAUUUACAGCGGGUGGCAUUCAGCCCGGUUUUCCUGCGCACUUUUCCUCUCAAAACUCUGUCUGUGGGGCUGUGACCGAAAUAAAAGGCGGUUCGCAAUUUUGCGCGCAGUGAUGUUCCGUUAAAAAAUGUCACUUAAUCGUUCAGCAUCCUCAGAAUAUCAGUAGGGUUUGUUGGUUGGUUGGUUGGUUUGUUUUUGUCUGAAAUUUGGAAGUCUGGGGGGAAAAGACCUGAAAAAGGGUGAGCGUUUUAAACUUCACGCAGCGUUUGUCAUGUGAAAUCUUCAUCUGUUGAGAAAUAAUUUUGAGUAACCAGAUGGGCUUAUUUCAAAUGGGCAUCUUUUUGUCUCAAAGACGUCUGCAAAUCUCCAUUGAGAAUACCCCUGGAUGAGGUUGUCAGCUGCUGGAUGCUGGGGGGUGUCACAUAGGAGCUAUUUGCCCACAAAUUGGAACAGUCCAGCCUGUAUCCUGCUAGUGUGCAAACGGCUUGGAAACCUUGUUCUGUCCUCGAAGCUGUAUUGUCCAUCACCAUAUGGGAUAAGGACUUCCUCCGAUGCAUUUUUCCAUCCCCCAAGUAUCUCUGAAACCAACAAGACUGGGGUUAUGAAGUCAAUUCUAGAUGGCCUCGCAGAUACAACCUUCCGAACAAUCACGACAGAUCUCCUUUACGUGGGCUCCAACGAUAUCCAGUACGAAGACAUGAAAGGCGACAUGGCAUCCAAGCUGGGGUACUACCCCCAAAAGUUCCCCCUUUCUUCCUUCAGGGGUGAUCCUUUCCAAGAAAAAAUGACUGGAGGAGAUGAUUCCCUGUUGAGUAUUAUUCCCUCAGAGCAGGUCAACAUCACAGAGUUUUACAACAAGUCCCUGUCCACUUUUAAGGAUAAUGAGGAGAAUAUACAGUGCGGGGAGAACUUCAUGGAUAUGGAGUGUUUUAUGAUCCUGAACCCCAGCCAGCAGCUGGCCAUUGCUGUGCUGUCACUCACCUUGGGCACCUUCACAGUCCUAGAGAACCUCCUCGUCCUGUGUGUCAUCCUACACUCCCGAAGCCUCCGGUGUAGACCCUCCUACCAUUUCAUCGGCAGCCUGGCUGUGGCCGACCUCCUGGGCAGCGUGAUUUUUGUCUACAGUUUUGUGGAUUUCCAUGUUUUCCACCGGAAGGAUAGCCCCAAUGUCUUCUUGUUCAAACUGGGUGGAGUUACAGCCUCCUUCACCGCCUCUGUAGGUAGCCUUUUCCUCACGGCAAUAGACCGGUACAUCUCUAUACACAGGCCACUAGCUUAUAAAAGGAUUGUUACCCGACCAAAGGCUGUCGUAGCAUUUUGUGUGAUGUGGACCAUCGCUAUCGUAAUAGCCGUUCUUCCUCUGCUCGGCUGGAACUGCAAAAAGCUCAACUCUGUUUGUUCGGACAUAUUCCCUCUCAUCGAUGAGACAUACCUGAUGUUCUGGAUCGGGGUCACCAGCGUCCUCUUGUUGUUCAUUGUCUAUGCCUACAUGUACAUUCUGUGGAAGGCUCACAGCCACGCUGUUCGCAUGCUGCAGCGAGGCACGCAGAAAAGCAUAAUCAUCCAGUCGACGGAGGAUGGUAAGGUACAGAUCACUAGGCCUGAUCAAACUCGUAUGGACAUCAGGUUAGCCAAAACCUUGGUCCUUAUCCUAGUUGUUUUAAUCAUUUGCUGGGGCCCUCUCCUCGCCAUCAUGGUGUACGAUGUCUUUGGGAAAAUGAACAAGCUCAUCAAGACUAUCUUUGCCUUCUGUAGCAUGCUCUGUUUGCUGAAUUCAACAGUGAAUCCCAUCAUCUAUGCUCUGAGGAGCAAGGACUUGCGACACGCGUUCCGCAGCAUGUUCCCCACCUGCGAAGGGACGGCGCAGCCCCUGGAUAACAGCAUGGAGUCUGACUGCCAGCACAAACACGCCAACAACGCAGGGAACGUGCACAGGGCUGCCGAGAGCUGCAUUAAGAGCACAGUUAAGAUUGCCAAAGUUACGAUGUCUGUCUCCACAGACACAACUGCUGAAGCGUUGUAAGUCAGAGACUUCUUAGUGUUGUGAAAAAAAGUUUAAGUUUAAAAAAAAAAAAUUUAAAAAAUCAACAACAAAGAAAACCAAACCCAUGGCUUAACGUGUUUGUACACUCCUGUAAUAUUUUUUGGUUUGUCAUUGUAAACUGAGCGAUGAUUGUGUUAAGAGCAUUACCAUCAGCCAGUUCUUCAGGUUUUACAAUUAGGGAUUCUAGCUAAAUUUUCACAAGUUUUUCUCAAAAGGUGUUUACUGAGUAAUAAUGUUUCCUGAAAGAGGACAGAGAAAAUACCAGAUUAGCAAUCAUUCCUUUGGGGGUGUGAAGAAGAAUUGUGAAACCUAAUUGAAAAAUAACACGUCCUAAAUCAAUACCAUCAAAUAAGAAAAAAAGCCUUGUAAUCAUGCUGUUCAUUUCAAUGUGAAAUGUAUUUCAUGUCUGUAAGUAAUAGGAGUUUCUGAAUUUUUCCAAAAGCAGCAGUGCUGAGUUUAGAGGUUUUGUAAAACGUGUCAUGUCCCGUGAAUUGUGUGCUGUUUUAUUAUGUGUUAUUGAUAUUUGUCUGAUUAAACAAAGUGAUAAGGUAGAAUUCCGUGAAAAUAACGUGAAACGUGAUAUGUAAACCCCAUUGAAAACACUUACUGUAUUUGAAGAAUUCCUAUGAGACAUUUUGGAAAUUUUACACUUUUAGUGGUCUUCUGUGGACUUAGAGGAGAGGCUUUGUGUUCUUCUACUAAAAUUAUUUCCCACUACCCUUUACUUUCAUAUGCAUAUGAGACUAACAGCAACAGAGGAAUAGAGGAGGAAUGUGAGAAAGGAAUGCACUGGUUCAGACUUUUAAAUACCACUGCGUUUAUACAGAAGGAUUAUUUUUGGUUGCACAGACUACUGCCCUGCUCUUGGGCGUUGCCUGAACACAAGUACUGAAAAGCAAAGGUCCCGGAUAUUUGGCUCCUUUAAUGGGCAUCUGGUUUUAAGCCAUGUGCUGGUGUUGGACCACUGAAGACAGCAUGUGUCAGACUCAAUGUGCAAUGUUAUCACUGUGCAGUCAAUGUAUACUUGAAGUGUGUCACAUUCCUGUAUCCCAGCUCUAAGCAGAUUCAGAGCCUGAGAUGCCAAACUCUCGUCUUCACUAAAAGAGGAGGAAAUAUUGUCAGACUUAGACAUUUUCUUAUUGUGUGAGUGUGUAUAUAAAUAAAUAUCUCUGUGUGUGUACGUGUGUGUGCGCGCGUGUGUGUGUAAGUAUUCAAACCAGUGAGUCAUGGUAGCAUAGCUAAGAUAGGACACUAUGACCAAAUGUAACUGUAUUUCUUGUUGCACGCUUUGCACACGAAUUCUGUUUCUAAAAUUGAGUUCUUCCAAUUGAUUACUGGUGAAAGUACCGUAUUAAGAACAUCUUGAUCCACGCCGAAGUGUGUAUCCAUGUGCUAGAGGAAGCAGCCUUUCAGUUGCACUUGAGAAUAAAGGGAAACGAGAGGUAGAGAGCAUGGAAUGAGCCUGCACUGACAAAUGCUGUAGCUGAUGGUGUUCCUGAAGACUUGAGAAAGCCAGGAGUAAAUUGUAGUUUGUUUUAAGGUUGUGAGUUCAUUCAAAUCUGAUAGCUUUGAGGUGCAUCUUUCUGAAACCACUGACAAGGCUUGACACUACCAGGAAGAAGUUGCUGAAUGAAAAUAGUGACUCUGUUCCAUGGUGGGACCGUUUCUGCAGCCUGGGACUGUCACAAGGAACAUGCUACCAGAUAGCCUUUGCAGCAUGGAUAUUCUGUGAUUCUGUUCUGAGUUAUAAGGUCUGGGAUCCUCUACACUGCUGCCAUGGUUUUUCAGACUGUUUCUUCACCCUGCUGUCUGAUUUCUACCAAAAUAGCUGAAAACGCAGCUUAGUCCUGUAGCUGCCUGGCACUUACUGCAGCAGGGGUGACUUUCUCUGUGGCACAGAGCAAGUGGAGCCAAAUCCAGACUGCCCUGCCACCCAUCCUUGUGCUUAAGUAGGGAGAGAGAGGGGGCAACAGCCCUGGGUCUCUGGCUCCCUUAGUGCAAGCCAGAGCAGAUGGCUGAACAAACACCCACCUCCUUUCAGCCAGUGGCUCUGUGGGGGUGCACAUGGCUCCAAGUUUAGGCUUGGUGAGGGAUGGCAUUUUUUAAAGAUAGGAUUGGACCAGAUGAGGUGCUGAGCAACAGCUGGAAGAGACAGGGGUACUUUACUCCUCCACCCACCUCCCCGACAGCUUACCUGUGUGAUGGGACAGGGCACCACUGUGCUCUCAAGGGGCCUACUGCAGUCAACCAAAACCAGUGGAUUGCAGAGGAUUCCCAGAGGAUGUCAAGUCCUCCUGAAAGAUCUUUCUUAUGUCUAGGUCUAGUCCAUCCUAAAGCUGUCCUCUUGGAGGAGUGGGGGAAAGCCCAUUUGAAAUGUUAAGGGUAUUUUAAGAGCCAUUUUUGAAACUGUCUUCUUGUGAAUUAAAUGCAAACUUCGUGGAAUUUUGUUGUGCAUUCAAGUUCUAAAUUUUACGAUAAAUCAUGGGACAAUGGGGCUGUCUUGGCACUUAACUUGGUGCUUACUGAUAUAAUAAGAAAUAGCAUCCUGUGAAAUGUUAUCGUCUAUCAUCAGUAUCUUCAUUUGCAUAAUGAGUUUUUCUAAAGCUCUGGGAACUGCAUCGGUUCACUUAGAACCAUUUAUUAAAGAGUUGGCAACAAUUUCCUUACAUGUUGCACACUAAGUAGAACUAUUCUUUCUUUAGAAAAAUCUGCUGCCGUUCUGAGAUAAGCUGUAUUUACACUUCAGCUUUAGGUAUUCCUAAUUUGCAGUUGGCUACCUUCACUUAGUGAUAGCACAGCCAAACGAUACUGUGUUCCACAGCCACCCACAUCAUCAUCAUCAUCAUCAUCAUCAUCAUCAUCAUCAUCAUCACCCAUCCACCCACCACCUCUAGUUGCAGUUACGUGUGUGUGUACCAACUCCAAGUGUCAUGUAUCUACCGAGAAGAACAUCUAUGUCACACGUGUGCAGAGUUAGAUUCUCGACAGUCUAAUUGUAUAUUUGUAUGAUACAAUCUCCUCAGUGCUGUGCAAUCACUAUCCACAUCUUGCACUGGCCUUCCGAUGAAAAUUUUAGUGUGUCUGUUGUGAGAUCGACAGCGCGUUCUACCUGCUGUUAUUGGGCUGAAUGUAUGUAAAUAAGUGAUUUAAAAAAAAAAAGUCAUCUGUACAAGCAGUGGCCUAAAAAGUCUGUAAUUGUGGACUAAGAAAGUUGUUGAAGUUGCUGUGACAUCUCAAAUACUACCUUUGAAUAAACUGUUUACAGGGUCCCUUGGGAUGCUGUUUCACAGUGAAAGGAGAAUUUUUCCUGGUGAUAAUAUGAGGUAAAGAAAUCAGAUUACCUGAGAUUUUUAUUUCCAGUGUUUCGAAGUGGAGAACAUAACUCUUUAUUGUCUGUAAAUCUAACAUUAUUACUUCCUCUUAGAAAAAUAUUGUAUCAUUAGAUGUUUGUUUGAGCUGGUAACAUUCUUGCAAAUGUUGCAAUAUUUUUCAUUAGCAACUUGUAUAAUAGUUUGUACACAAGUACUGUUCAGAUUGUCAUGAAAAGUAGCUUUGACCAUUUACUUACCAGUAGCAGAAUAGUAUUUCUGUAAGAUUUCCAGUGUAUUCCUACCAUAUCAUAUUUUAUUUCUAUAAUGUAAUUAAACUGUUAUUUAUUAAUGGA